CAAACAACUGAUCACAUCAGUUGAGCAAGACUUCAUGCAUUGAGCGAGCAACGCUGUUGACAGAUGCUGAGAGAAGAGCUGUGAUUGGUCCGUCGCGGUGGGUGUUCCGCAUUCUGCAAAGAGCUGUCGGCAGAAGCGCGAGUUGGAGAGGGGACCGUCGCGUCUGUGAAGGAGCCUCCUCAGUCAUUCCCAGAGGAAUAGCGAUCCACCGCCAGGAAGCAGGGAUGCCCUACAUGUUCAUCAGUACACAGAUCCGAUUGGAGAAUGGUCCAACAAAUGUGGGAGAUGAAUAUUCUGAUGCAACUGUGAUGAAUUACCUGGGAGCAAGGAAAACAACCAUGCUGGGAAACAAUUUUUCCGAGUACCAUGUGGACGACCCACCUCGCCUGGUGUUGGACAAGCUGGAGCAGAUUGGCUUCCGCGUGCUGACAAUGACGGGGGUGGGACAGACGCUGGUGUGGUGCCUCCACAAGGAGAUGGAGUGAUGGGUCAUGGAGCAAGUGUUGACUGUAUCAAAAUGCCUCUAGAAGCCGUUAAAAGGAUGAAUGAAUCAUGCUUUUUUUUUUUUACUUUAAAGUUCUACAUUCGACACAGUGACAGC
This is a messenger RNA of Sander lucioperca (pikeperch), 601 nucleotides long. RefSeq names its product GTP cyclohydrolase I feedback regulator (gene gchfr). Gene Ontology annotation, molecular function: GTP cyclohydrolase binding. Bases 225 to 485 code for a protein of 86 amino acids. The transcript is spliced from 3 exons. Lineage: Eukaryota; Metazoa; Chordata; Actinopteri; Perciformes; Percidae. Gene Ontology annotation, biological process: negative regulation of biosynthetic process. The record is from RefSeq and is a predicted model, not a curated record. Gene Ontology annotation, cellular component: nucleus; cytoplasm.